Molecule: messenger RNA, 1321 nt
Organism: Raphanus sativus (radish)
Lineage: Eukaryota; Viridiplantae; Streptophyta; Magnoliopsida; Brassicales; Brassicaceae
Product: glycine-rich RNA-binding protein 3, mitochondrial-like
Exons: 5
Coding region: 113-1108 (331 amino acids)
Molecular function (GO): RNA binding
Source: RefSeq, a predicted model, not a curated record
CGACGGUCAGGAUUAACUUAGAUUUGCAACCUGGCUACAUAAACCCUCGUCGAACACAAGUAGGGUUUUAGCAGAAAGCGAAGCAAUCAGAGAGGAUAGAGAGACAGAGGAGAUGGCUUUUGUGAGUAAGUUGGGAAACAUAUUGAAGCAGAGCAAUGCUCGGGGCUCUUUGUCAAGACCUUCGCUUUUUCAGGCGAUAAGGUGCAUGUCAUCUUCCAAGCUCUUUAUUGGAGGUAUGGAAUAUGGGAUGAACGAGGAUAGCUUAAGAGAAGCUUUCAGCAAAUACGGUGAAGUUGUCGAAUCUAAAGUUAUUUUGGAUCGUGAAACUGGUAGGUCGAGGGGAUUUGGAUUUGUUACAUUCACUUCUACUGAGGCUGCCUCUAGUGCUAUCCAGGCUUUGGAUGGCCAGGAUCUCCAUGGCAGGAUUGUAAAAGUGAAUUAUGCACAUGAAAGAACAAGCGGUGGUGGUGGUUUUGGAGGCGGUGGCUAUGGUGGUGGUGGUGGUGGCUAUGGGGGUGGGGGUUAUGGCGGUGGUGGCUAUGGAGGUGGUGGUGGAGGUUAUGGCGGUGGCGGCGGCUAUGGAGGAGGUGCUGGUGGCUAUGGAGGUGGUGCUGGUGGAUAUGGUAGCGGGACUGGUGGCUAUGGAGGUGGUGCAAGCGGUGGCUAUGGAGGUGGUGCAAGCGGUGGCUACGGAGGCGGUGGAUAUGGUGCAAGUGGUGGCUAUGGGUCUAGCGGUAGCGGUUAUGUUGAAGGUUCGGCUGCAAGUGCAGGUGCUGUUGGUGGCUAUAACGGAAGUGGUGGUUAUGGAGAAGGUUCAAGUGCAGGUGCUGUUGGUGGCUAUGCUGGAAGUGGUGGUUAUGGCAGUGGCAAUGCUUACGGUAGCAACAAUGGUGGAUUCGCUGGAGACAACCAGUUUGGAGGAAACCCUGUUGGCAACAGCUCUCAGUUUGGUGUUGGCGGUGAGGCUCAGAUUGGAAACAUGGAGAAACCUGAGACGAUGGAGUAUAGAGAGGAGGCUCAGAUUGGAAACAUGGAGAAACCUGAGACGUUGGAGUAUAGACAGGAGGGAGUUUUCGAAGAUGACACUGAUGUUGCCAAAAGAGCUUGAAGCAAACUAGCAAGAUGCGAACUUGUCUUUUCAUAUUUUAUCCGAUGAUACUUUGAAAAACUUUAUUUAUCUAGAAACAAUCUGGUUUUUGCUAUCUUGAAAAUAAAUCUGUCUCUUGAGAUUGGUAUACAUUGAGCUUAACACAGAAAAUAUGAGCUUUGUUUCAGGCUUUGAUUGUGGUCUGAUAUGAGAAAAUUUCAUGUUUUUUUUUCA